UAUCACGUAUCAGUAUUUUUAAUAGUGUGUUUAAUUAAUUCUCGAUUUGGAAGCCGAGAAGAAAAAAGUCGUCUGUGAGCCUUUAUUGUGAAAUAUCAAAUAAUACAAUGCCUAGACGUAAAAAAGGAGGAGAUCUUGCCAGUUCUGCAGCGAAACGGCGGAAACAAAAAGAACAUAGAAGAAAUGAAACGGAAGAAGAGCGCGAAGCACGUUUACAAAAUCAACGAACUAGGAUGAGAACUCUGAGAAGCACAAAAAAUGAAGAAAGAAAAGAGAACGAAAGUAUAGAAGAAUCGAGAACUUUAAAAGAUAAUUUAACAAAGGAAGCAUUCCACUACGAACCGACGAAAAAAUAUUACAAUCAUAAACAUGUUGUGAUCGGAAAAAUGGAUAACAUUUGCCAAUUUUGCCACGCGAAAAAAUUCAGUAAAGAAACAGCAGGUCUCUGUUGCAUGAAUGGAAAAAUUCGACUACCACCACUGGAAGCACCUCCACAGGAAUUUCUACAUUACAUGACCGGGGAAACACAAGAAUCAAAACACUUUCUUCAAAAUAUAAGAUUAACCUCAAAGAACCCUGCUUCUCUCACGGUCAGCUAUAUGUAGCUUGCUCAAGGGUAGGAAAUCCGAAAAAUCUAUAUAUAUAUAUAUAUAU
Diabrotica virgifera virgifera (western corn rootworm) is the source of this 654-nucleotide messenger RNA. RefSeq lists its product as uncharacterized. The record is from RefSeq and is a predicted model, not a curated record. Lineage: Eukaryota; Metazoa; Arthropoda; Insecta; Coleoptera; Chrysomelidae. Bases 108 to 605 code for a protein of 165 amino acids. The transcript has 2 exons.